GAUCGUUCGAUUCCAAAGCCGAUCGUGAUUACGUACCUAGAAUGUUCGCGCUCAUAAAUAUUCAUGUACUGACGUUCUCUUGCGAAUACCGUCAUGCUUCUCAAAGUAAAGUGUCACCAAGACUAUCGAAUUCGGUGAAACUUGAUUCGGUAGAAUCAUCCUUCACCGGACGCGAUUCUAAUUUCCAUCUUGUAGAAAGUGUGCAAACUUUCCUAUUCUUCCUUUUCCUUAUAUCUUGAAACUUUGUCGUUUACGUUCGUUUAAGUGAAACUGAUAAUGAUCGUGUUUACACUUAAAAUGCGCAUGCUAAGAAUACGUGUGCGCAUUAUUCGAUUCGUUCAUAAUUCAAGAUCGAUGUUUUCGAUCAUUUAACUCGUCUAAACAAAAUAUCACGAGCGAUACGAAAUUAGUGCAUUGACGAUGACCAAUUAACAAAGAAGUGAAAAAUCUAGUCAAAUAGCCCCGGAAGAGAUAGUGCUGAAACCUUGAAAGGAGAGAUGACGCGUGAGUCGAUGGUCAAGGUCGGUCUGUGAUUGAAGAACGAUUUAACGGGACAAGAAAAUAAAAUAGACAGCUAUAAGCAUCAUUUCUUUUUCCUUUUUUUUUUCUCAAUCAUUCAAUCUUAUUUACAACGUUACUUUAUUUUCUAGUCAAAAUUGAAAAACCAGAUAGGAAACUGGUAUUUUCUUAUAUUACGUUUAUAUUUUAUAGAAGAAUUUUAUUUAUUUCGAAAGAAUGUUUGACAAACGAACAAGGUUCUUUCGCACGGCAUCCCGAGUAAUCCCAGUUAAUUCGAAUUACAUAAUUACAUCUGCGAAGCAUGCAAGAGAGCAUGUAAUUGUAAGUGUAUCAUACGAGUCGAUAUACCGGUCGAAUUAUCUUUAAAUUAAAUAGAGAUUAGUAAUUAUAUCUAGUUCCUGAUAUUUAACGGUAAUAAUUGUUUUUACGAUCGUAUCAAUCACCAGCUAUGCCGAACGAAAUGGCGAAACCGCAGGUAUCGAACAUUAUUAAUGACAACGCGAAAUCAAAGUCACGUGUCGAAUAGUGUCAAUCGACGAGGCAGGAUUCUGAUUUUUCCUGUAAACCGAGACAGAAAUCUCUGCCGCUUCAUUCAUAUACCUAUCAGUCGGCUGACGACCGUCCAACCGGACAGUCGCUUGUGAAGCGCGUCUCGUGUCACCGAUAUCGUAGGUCAAACGACCCUUAAAAUCAUCUCCAUCAAUGAGAAUUAUCUCGAACAUUUACCUCUCGGCACUCGUCCAAUAAAUAUCGAGUCAAGGAAUCGUGGAACGAGUGAAAGUUUUAAAAAAAAUCAGAAGAUCUUUUAUCCUGAGUUAUAUCAUCGAAAGAUUAAUUAUUAAGGAUUUGUUGUUUCUAUAUAUAUAUUUGUUAUAUUUUUUUCAUUUUUUCUUGAAUUUUAUCGAUCGAUCAAUUUUUGGAAUCGUAAAAAAAAAGUUAUAGAUGUAACGAUUUCAGGCAGAAAGUUUGCCUCGCGGAAAUCCGUAUCGCGUGUUCGAAAUUGGCAUGAAGUAUAUAUUAUAGAAUUUUCGUAGCGUGGUGUGGUGGGGCUGGUUGUUUUUCUUUCUGUUUGGUAGUUCGACACCCGGUCUCGGCACGCGUUUCAGAACGGGUAGUAGUGGGUAUCAUUAGAAAUCGCGUUACCAAUAAAUGUUAUAUCGUUGUGAGAAAUAUUCAUUCUCGAGACGCGAUAUCAACAUCGAUCAUUGUAAUGUUCGCGAUCGAAACGUAGAUCGAAUAUUUCUGUUUUUCGUCGAACGAUAGACGUGUGACGAAACUGAUAAUUGUCCAUUAGUUUUUCGAAUGACGAAACGCGAUUUCGCUGAUGCGUCUACAUUAUAAACCCACGCGUAACUGACUUAUCUGUACUUUAUGAAUAUUGAGAAACGAACGAAACGGUCAGUCGGUAUCGUGUUUUGGUACUGGUGUUCAUGUGUGAAAAGAUCGUCGAGCUCGCGAGAGGCACACUGUCGAGUAGUGAUCGAUUCCCGACUAAAAGAGAUCGAGGAUCAUUCUUCGAGAAAAAGGCGAUAAAUGUAUCCAAAGCGGGGAUCGUGGUCGAUAAGUUACCGAGGCAAGAGAGGAAGAGGAAGAAACGACCAAUAACCAUUAGUGAAAUUUCGAUCUAGCUCGACCUAACCUCUUUCUUUCUCCUCGUCUCGUUUUUUUUUUCUCCUUCUGCCUCUAUCCUGUCUCCUUUCGUCGAUCUGCCCAUUUCUCGACCUUCGCCACGUUGCUUUAGUUUUCGUAUUCAGUGUUGUGCACGAUUUUCGAUCAAUUGAAGAUUCAACAUGGCAUCGUCAAUCAUCGAGGGAAGUGACGAGUAUGGUUUGGGAUAUCAAAACACGUUGAUGUAUGGUCGCUACACGAAGGAUCUGGGUGAAUACGCAAAAGAGGAGGCACGGAAGCUCAAGUACGAGAAAACACGGCGGAAAUACGACAGCAGGGAGGAGGAUCUGCGGAAGUCGAGAAGAGGACCCCUUUGCAGGAAGUUGAUCGCGUUAUUGGCUUUCGCGUGGAAGCACACGGGAGCUAGGUUAGGGGAGGAUUGGGUGUUCUUGGCCCUUCUUGGAAUAAUUAUGGCGCUCAUCAGUUAUGCCAUGGACCGUGGCAUUUCUAUGUGUAACAACGCCAGGAUAUGGCUUUAUCAGGAUCUGACUCACCAUCCGGCGCUUCAAUAUCUCGCCUGGGUGUCCUUGCCGGUUUGCCUGAUCCUCUUCAGCGCCGGCUUCGUGCACAUCGUUGCACCGCAGAGCAUAGGAUCCGGCAUUCCGGAGAUGAAAACGAUCCUACGUGGGGUGGCCUUGAAGGAGUAUCUCACCUUUCGUACGCUCGUGGCGAAGGUGAUAGGUCUGACCGCGACCCUGGGCUCCGGUCUACCGCUGGGCAAGGAAGGUCCAUUCGUGCACAUCGCGAGCAUAGUGGCCACCCUUCUGUCCAAAUUGGUGACGAGUUUCCAAGGGAUCUACGAGAACGAGAGCAGGAACUGCGAGAUGCUCGCUGCGGCAUGCGCCGUAGGGGUGGCGGCCUGUUUCGCGGCCCCUAUCGGCGGCGUUCUGUUCAGCAUCGAGGUAACCACGGUUUAUUUCGCGGUGAGAAAUUAUUGGAGGGGGUUCUUCGCGGCCGUUUGCGGGGCAACCAUGUUCCGCCUGCUCGCGAUCUGGUUUCAACGAGAGGAAACGAUCACGGCGAUGUUCGCGACAAAUUUCACCAUGGACUUCCCCUUCGACCCCCAAGAAUUGUUCGUGUUCGCGUUGAUCGGGGUCGGCAGCGGUAUAGGGGGCGCUUUCUACGUUUGGCUGCACAGGCAAUACGUGAUCUUCAUGAGAAAGAACAAAAGUAUGAACAGCUUUCUGCAGAAAAAUCGCUUCUUAUACCCUGGAAUCGUCUCCUUGCUCGUCUCGUCCGUUUCAUUCCCCCUGGGACUAGGCCAGUUCAUGGCCGGUGAUUUGAACACUCACGAUCAAGUGUACGGUUUGUUCACCAACUUCACUUGGACCAAGCAAGAGUUGGGGGUUGAAGAAAUGAACAUAGUGAAGCAUUGGUCCACCGUGUAUACCGACGUGUUCAUCGGUUUGAUCGGUUUCGUCGCGUUCACGUUCAUCUUCUCGAUCAUAAGCUCCACGGUUCCCGUCCCAUCGGGAAUUUUCAUCCCCGUGUUCAAGAUUGGCGCCGCUCUGGGCAGAGCCAUGGGCGAAGCCAUGGCUCUGUGGUUUCCAAACGGCGUUCGUUACGGCGGUAUCAUAACGCCUAUCGUACCAGGAGGAUACGCUACCGUUGGGGCAGCUGCAUUCUCCGGUGCCGUGACUCAUACGAUAUCCGUGAGCGUUAUCGUGUUUGAGAUGACCGGUCAGAUCACUCACAUCGUCCCAAUUAUGAUCGCCGUGUUGAUCAGCAACGCCAUUGCCGCCCUUCUUCAGCCCAGCAUAUACGACAGUAUCAUUUUGAUCAAGAAGCUGCCCUAUCUUCCAGACCUGUUGCCAUCCAGUUCAGGAAUGUACAACGUGUACGUGGAAGAUUUCAUGGUUCGUGACGUGAAGUAUAUCUGGCAUGGAAUCUCCUAUCAGAAGUUGAAGGAAAUUUUAAAGGAAAACCGCAAGCUUCGCGGUUUCCCCCUUGUCGACAAUCCCGACUCGAUGAUCCUGCUUGGAUCCAUCCAGAGAUUGGAAUUAAUCAAGCUGAUCGAGAAGCACAUAGGGCGUGAAAGGAGGUUGCAGGUGGCUCAAAAGUGGCACAAGGAGGCCGAGGAGAGGGCGCGGGAGGAAAUGGAACGACAAUUGAGGGAUCAGGAGAGGACGAGGAGGCCGUCCAGGUUCGAAGUGAUCCCUGCUCCGGAUAUUCUUAAGAUGCAGAGGCAAAGUGCUAACGAUUUAACGAUGUCUCCGAACAACGGUGCCGCUCCUGAUCACCACACCUACCAUUCCCCGAUAUUUGGCUCGCAACCGAAGAAAUCGAUCUUGAAGAAGACCAAUUCCUUCACGUUGAAAGGAUUCAGCCCGUUGGUGAGUCCUGCAGCUACUCCUUACACAACCGUGACCGGUGCGGAGAGCAGGAUCCGUCUUGCCUUCGAGGCGAUCUUCCGCAAGUCAGCCACUUUGCAAGACGUGGAUCCAGAUCCAGAGAUAGGGGCCGGUGCUGGUGUCAGGCGUGACAGUCAGGAGGUACCGCCGCACACUCCGAUGCUGGCGCCAAGUCCUGCCACCUCGAAGAAAGUACAACUGCCUCGCGAAAGGGUGAUAGAUAUGUCGGCAGAGGAUCAGAAGCGAUGGGAGGAGAGCGAAAUGUCGUUGGAGGUGGAUUUCUCGAGGUGUCACAUCGAUCCAGCACCCUUCCAGCUGGUCGAGCGAACAUCUUUGUUGAAGGUUCACAGUCUGUUCAGCAUGGUGGGGGUGAAUCACGCUUACGUGACGGCUAUCGGGAGGCUAGUCGGGGUUGUAGGAUUGAAAGAGCUGAGGAAAGCGAUAGAGGAUGCCAACGCUGGAAUCUUGCCCAUGCAUUGCGAAUCUCACAUAGGCGUAUCCACGUCGAGCAUCGCCAAGAGCGAAACGGACACGGAGAGCAAGAAUGUCAGCACGAUGAACUCUAUUGCUUCCGUUGAUUGCGAGAAAGUCGAAAAAGUCUGAGUGAAAGUAGGAGGGAAAGAGAGAGAGAGAGAGAAGAGAAAGGAGGGAAAUGAGAGAUGGUCAAGGAAGGGAGAUACGUAGAAGCAAAAAUGUGAUAGUUAUAUUGUCAGAAUUGGCAAUAUGACCCGAACGAGAGACGUGUUUUUCUUUUCUUUUUUUUUUUCUUUUUUUUUUUUUAUCGAUUAAAUAUUCCUUUUCUCUUAUAAUAGAUAAUAAGAGAGAGAAAAUAUAGAACACUCCCUGCGAAGCUCGAGCAACAAGUCAUACAUUUUUUUUUCUUCUUUUUUUUAACCGCUUAUAACUAUCAUCGCUUUCAAAUACCUCUCGUACUUAAUCUCAGGACAAGAUUAUCUUGCAGAACGAAUCGUUCUUCUUAUCAUGUGACGCGCAUUUCUUUCUUCAACGUGUCAUCGUGUUAAAAAACUUGGAAAUUGGUAAAUAAAUUUGGCGUGUGGCUUGUGAUUUUCCUUUGCGCGCAAAAGGGAGUUUUCGUUACCACGAAGUAUCAGGGUCUGUCGAGUUUUCUUGUUCUUUUCUUUUUUUUCCUUUCCUUUUAGCUAGAUUUUCUUUUUUCACGUGCGCGAUUUCCUCUUCGUACUUUAUAGUCACGUAGAUAAUAAGGUAGUAUAGAUAAUAAUAGAGAAAAAAAGAGAAUGAAAGUUACCACGUGCGUAUCUGUAAAUGAAUGGUUGUGAUUUGUCAAUGGCGACUCUUUGACUCGGUGAUAUCAAUCCUCAGAGGAACAUUCUCAUUUCCAAUGGCGUGUGGAUGCUUAUCACGCUGUGCUAAAAUGUCGAAGCUUCUCGAGAACUCUAUUUAAACGUGGUGCUUCGGUGAUACCCGAUGAGUGGCUUCGUCUUUUAUAAAAUAUAUAUGCUGUGACUCGUGUGACUGUGUUUAAUGGCGAGCAACGCGAGUCGUCAAACGUGAUCGUUAAUGUAUUGUAAUGUUACAAGGAGCGCGAUGUAUCCUGCCGCGACAAGGGUGAUUUAUCUCGAGUUUAUUAUUUAAGAAAAGAUUCGCGGAUUCGGGGCUCGCGUUGAAUGCUCUUUUAGUCUUUUAGUGUAAUUUAAUUUUAUGACUAUGGUUGUGCCAACCCUAUUUAUUUUAAUUAUAAUGAUUAUUGUUAAUUCUGUAAGUACGUAAAAACUUAUUAGAUCAUGUUGAAAAAUCCAUUCGCAACAAUAUUCUCAGCUGGAUCUUUGUGAAAUUUGAUUGAAUUUUAGAACAGUAUAUUGUACAGCUUUUAUUUUAUGAAAGAGAGAUUAACAUUAAUCUGUCUUGUUAUUCUGUCGUUUAAAUCAAAGCUUCGCAAAGAUCCGUCUAAUUUAGAUUUCUUUAUCAGAAGCUUUGUUUUAGCUGAUCAAAUAUCCGACGAGGCGACAUGGCGUUUAUAAUAAUGGAAUAUUUUAACGACAACGUAGCAUAAUUUAAAAUGAUAAUAUCUUAAUUGAUCGUUAUAAUAAGUAUCUAGGACCAGAAACUGAUGUAUCCGCUCCAAUUAAUACGAAAAAUCCGAAUAUUAAUUUAAGGACAAAGUUCGUAGGGCAUUUUACAUUCCAUCUGAUAAAUAUUCUCACGACUGCAUCCCAUUUUAUUGUAAAUUUAUUGCGUUACAUGUCAUCGAAGCUUUAUGACACAUUAUUCGCCAAAUAUAAGUUACACUGUACAAUCGGGAGAAAACAUUAAAUAAUUUAUUAUAUUGUAUACAUAUUGUGCAGUUAAUAUAUACAUACAUAUAUAUAUAUUAUGUACACAUAUACAUAUUUUUCUUAAUAUCGCAAUUUCAUUGUUAAAACAAUCAUUCAUAGAACAAUGUUUUUAAUUCCGAAGCUACUAACGAAACAAUAAUCAAGCCAACAAAAUGGAGCUGAAAAAAUAUAGAUAUUAUAUGAUAAAAAUAUAUCGACAAUUUAAUAUAA
Messenger RNA from Apis cerana (Asiatic honeybee), 7063 nucleotides. RefSeq names its product chloride channel protein 2 (gene ClC-a). Gene Ontology annotation, biological process: transmembrane transport; chloride transport. NCBI's taxonomy places the organism in Eukaryota, Metazoa, Arthropoda, Insecta, Hymenoptera, Apidae. Gene Ontology annotation, cellular component: plasma membrane. Gene Ontology annotation, molecular function: voltage-gated chloride channel activity. The record is from RefSeq and is a predicted model, not a curated record.